UACGACGUAGUCGGAAAGCACGUGAGUAAACACUCCACCGUCGGAAACUCUCACUCUCUUUGGCGGGCUCGGGCCAGGCUUAAUUCGUCCCUCGUGGCCAAAGAAUCCUCACGAGUGCCCCACGCGACGGACACGGUAAGCUUUUCGCGAAGAAGUUCGUCUUUUCCUAGGGCAACAUUUUCGCAAGCGAAUUUCCCUCGGUGCAGGUCACUUUUCCGCACGACGCGACAGGUGGAAAUUUGAUCGCCGGUAUAAAAGCGUCCCGCAGGUGAAUCUCCGGCCUAGUCGUUGUUAGUUUGCGGUUCAAACAUGGAUACGAUCUCGGUGGAAGUCGAGGAGGAAUUUUGCGAGGAGACCAACUUUGAGUCACCAUGUCCGAGCCCGCUGGAGGGGGACAAAGUGCUCAACAUGGACUUUCUGACGAUCAACGGGCGCUUUACGCCCAUGUCGGGUCAGGCCAGUGCGUGUUCGACGAGGAGUGUCAGCCUGGCCACGACGCCGAUUCCACCGGAAAUGCUCGGUGAAGGCGAGCAGGAGGAACAGGGGGAAAUAGUGAUCAAUGUGCAGCCGAAGCCGAGCAGGCAUUUGUUUGAGAGUAGUGGGCGGACGACGCCGGUUUUCACGUGGAAUCCGUUGCCCACCGGGAACAGCAUUGUGUACGCAAAGGGCAAGGAUAAUGAAGUGAAAUUUAAGAAGUUUGAAGACGAUUCCACGGACACGGAAAGCUCCGCGGUCAGCGACGCCGAGGGAGACGAAAGCGCCAUAACAGCCGAAACCACCCACAAAAAGCACGAUCCCUCGAACUGCUACCCAAACUGCGAUGUGAACGUGUGGCUGCGAUCGUGCGAGCAAGAAAUCGUCGAACCCAUCGCGGGCGAAGUGCGCGGAGUCGUGCCGGAGUGGCUCAACGGAAGUCUGCUGCGGAAUGGGCCCGGAAGUUUGAAGGUCGGCGACAUGACGUUCAACCAUCUGUUCGACAGCUCGGCACUUCUGCACAGGUUCAACAUCGAGAACGGACACGUGACUUACCAGUGUCGGUUUUUGAAGAGCGAUGCCUACAAGAAGAACAAGGCCGCCCAGCGGAUCGUGGUGACGGAGUUUGGGACGAGCGCGGCGCCCGAUCCGUGCCAUACGAUAUUUCAUAGAAUCGCUGCAAUCUUCGGCAAGCCCGGUGAGAACGUUUCGGAUAAUGCGAUGAUCUCGAUCUAUCCGUUCGGAGAUGAGUAUUUUACGUUCACCGAGAGUCCGAUCAUUCACAGGAUUGAUCCGGAGACGUUGGAAACGGAGGCGAAGCUGAACUUGUCCGAUUACGUGGGUAUCGUGAAUCACACGUCGCAUCCGCACGUAAUGUCCGACGGUACAGUGUACAAUUUGGGCAUGUCGGUCACGAAGACCGGGCCAACGUACACGAUCAUUUGCUUCCCGAACGGGGAGCACAUGUUUGAGAAUGCUCGGAUUGUGGCGUCGGUUCCGGCGAGGUGGAAGUUUCACCCCGGAUAUAUGCACACUUUUGGGAUAACGGAGAACUUUUUCGUGGUGGUUGAGCAGCCGUUGAGCGUGUCCGUGCCGCACAUGUUGGUUAGCCAGAUCAAGAACGAACCCAUGGUGUCCUCAAUGAAGUGGUUUGAAAAGCAGCAGACUUACAUUUACUUGCUGGAUCGUGACACUGGAGAGUUGAAGCACACGUUCCACGCGGAACCGUUCUUCUAUCUGCACAUCAUCAACCAGUACGAGAAGGAAGGUCACGUUGUGUUGGACAUUUGCUGCUACAAGGAUCCGGCAAUGUUGAACUGCAUGUACGUGGACACCAUGAAGAACAUGCAGCAGAAUCCAGACUACGCAAGAAUGUUUCGCGGAAGACCACUGCGGUUUGUACUGCCUUUGAACUACGAAGAAUCGUUGAAGCGAUCGUCAAGUGUGUUUUCCGCUUCGAAAUCGUGGACUGGGUUGAUGAAGAGGUUGAGCGUUGGAGACGAUCUGGAUGCGGAUGACAGCUUGACGUUGAAGAACUUGGUAACACUGGAAAGCAUGAGUGCAACGGCUUACGUCAUGCCGGAUUCAACAAUAUUCUGCAAACCGGAGCUACUCUGCAAUUUGGGCUGCGAGACGCCGCGGAUCUACUACGAGGAACAUCUGGGCCGGGAGUACCGCUACUUUUACGCCAUCAGUUCGGACGUGGACGCGAGCAAUCCGGGCACGUUGAUCAAGGUCGAUGUGGUCAACAAAACCAGGCUGACCUGGUGUGAGGAGAACUGCUACCCGAGUGAGCCGAUCUUCGUUCCGGCACCGGAUCCGCAGUCCGAGGACGACGGCGUCGUACUGGCGGCCAUGGUUUGGGGUCGCGACGAGGAGAACCGCGUCGGGCUGUUGGUUCUGGACGGAAAGACCUUCACCGAACUUGCGCGCAGUGAGUUCGAAACGCCCGGACCGGUUCCCAAGUGUCUGCACGGCUGGUUCCAGUCGUCGACGUCAAAGAAGAGUCAAUAAUUGGUGUGAACGGCACGUAUCAAUCAGAUACGAUAGGAAUCAAUCGAUUUUCUCGACGACCGCUUGUGUAUUAAUGUUUGCAUAGACACGUUGUUUCAUUAUUCACGUGACGAUGGAAAACACAUUGUCACCAUAUGUGCGGUGGUGACCGGAUUAUUCACUCUUGAUGAUGAAUGUUAGAGCUUAGUUAACACAAUUAGAUACACAUUUUCCAGA
Culex pipiens pallens (northern house mosquito) is the source of this 2703-nucleotide messenger RNA. It is a transcript of the gene ninaB, whose product is annotated as carotenoid isomerooxygenase. Gene Ontology annotation, biological process: carotene catabolic process; retinal metabolic process. Lineage: Eukaryota; Metazoa; Arthropoda; Insecta; Diptera; Culicidae. Bases 310 to 2487 code for a protein of 725 amino acids. The record is from RefSeq and is a predicted model, not a curated record. The transcript is spliced from 3 exons. Gene Ontology annotation, molecular function: carotenoid dioxygenase activity; beta-carotene 15,15'-dioxygenase activity.